AUGGUCCUAUGUAUGAACCAGUUCCAUACCAACCCAGCCAUGUCAUGGAUACGUCACAAUGCCCACCAACAUGGUGUUGAUGCUUGCCAUGUCUACGUGAUUAACAGAGCAGACACUAAGAAUAUUAAUAUCAACACUAGUACUGGCUAUACACCCAAUCAAGUCGUAAUGGGAGCAAAGGAAAAUGACAAAAAUUGCGACCAAAGUACGCUGGUGGUCCUUGAUUGUGCUCUUCCACUCGAGAUAAUGGAAGAAUCAACAUCUACUACUAGUACUACCUCUACUACCUCUACUAGUACAACUAAUCAAAGUUCACCAGAACGUAAAGAGAUUGAUGCAAAGGACCAAGAGAUUAUAGACAAUGCUAUGGGUAAAGUCAAGGCUGCAAAGGCAUUGUUGGAUGAUCAAGACUAUCUUUCUGCUUGUGAACUUUUAGGUAGCAGUUUAUCUGCAUUGUCCCCAAUCUAUGGAGAAUUAGCAAUUGAAUUGGCACCAAUUUACAUUAAAUAUGGUAGAGCAUUGUUGUUUUCAUACAAGGUAAAUGAAUCUGAUGUAUUGGGUUCGAAAUUGGAUAACAACAAAGAAGGUGCACAAGAGGGUGAACCUGAUGAAGCAGGUGAAGAUGAAUUAGACAAGAAAGAAGCUGCUAGUAGCAGUGAUGGUGAGGAUACUAGUACUAGUACAAGUAAUGCAACCACUUCAACCACUACAACUACUGGAGAGAAAAAGGAAGAAGGUGACAAGGCAGAGACACUAGAGGUGGCAUGGGACGUAUUAGAGUUGGCUCGUGUCAUUUAUGAAAAAAAUGGAACCAAGGAAUUGGAAUUAUCAGAUGUACACAUGCUUCUCGGAGAUCUCAAUGUCGAAUUGGAAAAUCAUCAAGAUGCUCUCGAAGAAUACAAUAUUGCUCUUCAAUUAAGAAAGAAACAAAAUAAGAAAAAUGAUAGAGAAGUUGCUGAAGUAUAUUAUUAUAUUGGUAUGGUUUAUCAAAUUAAAAAUGAUGCAAAGUUUGCAGAAGAUAGUUAUAAAAAGGCAAUUGAAAUAUUGACAGGUGCAUUGGGUGAUUUACAAUCAGAUCCUACCUCUACAUCUGAUGAUAUUCAAGAUUUAAAGAAUGUCAUUGCUGAUCUUCAAAUGAGAUUGGAUGAAGUUAUACCAUUAGAUACAUCAAUGGAGAAUAUUCCAGCAUUUUUAAAAGAGGAAUUAAUUAAACAUUUGAUUUCAACAUCUGCUCCACCUGCAAACUCAUCCUCCUCUACAGCUACUGUAGAAGCUCCAGCAGUACCUGAAAAUAAUGCACCAGUUAAAAGAUUUGGAAAUUUAGGAAAGGCUGCUAAAAGAGCUGCUGAACAAAAACAACAACAACAACAACAAGAGCAAUCAACCAAUUCAACUAGUUCAACAACUUUAGAUACUUCAACUACACAACAAGAAAAACCAAAAAGAAGAUUACAAGAUUUAAUGGGAGGAGAAGCACCACCCAUUUCAUUUUCUACUUCAUCAUCGAAACCAUCCACUACUACUACAACAAAACCAGUUGAAGAAAUUAUAAAACAAGAAGAAAAAAAGAAAAAGGUUGAAUAA
Molecule: messenger RNA, 1584 nt
Organism: Cavenderia fasciculata
Lineage: Eukaryota; Evosea; Eumycetozoa; Acytosteliales; Cavenderiaceae
Exons: 7
Coding region: 1-1584 (527 amino acids)
Biological process (GO): CENP-A containing chromatin assembly; DNA replication-dependent chromatin assembly
Cellular component (GO): nucleoplasm
Molecular function (GO): histone binding
Source: RefSeq, a predicted model, not a curated record